Molecule: messenger RNA, 1879 nt
Organism: Telopea speciosissima
Lineage: Eukaryota; Viridiplantae; Streptophyta; Magnoliopsida; Proteales; Proteaceae
Exons: 5
Coding region: 42-1844 (600 amino acids)
Source: RefSeq, a predicted model, not a curated record
UUGCAGAGAAGCAGAGAAGAAAGAACUCAGGAACGUGUCUCAUGGCAUCGCUUACUCCAGGCGUGCUCUUGAAGCUGCUCCAGCAUGCCAGCGACAGAAACGUCAAGGUCACUGGUGAGCAUCGUUCAGCUCUCUUGCAGGUGCUCGAGAUUGUCCCUGCACUUGCCGCCGGCGAUGAUCCCUGGCAGAGUAGGGGCUUCUUCUUGAAGGUAUCCGACUCUUUACAUUCUGCUUACGUUUCUAUCUCCAAUGAAGACCUCGAUUUGAUCUUCAGCGAUAAGAUCCAACUCGGUCAAUUCCUGCAUGUCUCUCGCCUCGACUCUGCUUAUCCUGUUCCUGUGCUUCGUGGUAUCAAGCCUGUCCCCAAGAGGUGGCCUUGUGUUGGUAACCCUACCGACUUGGUCUCCAGCGAUUGGUUGUUGGUUCGACCUAAUGUUGAUUUCUCUCCGCCGAGUCAAGGUUCGGAGAAUGUAAAGAGCGCCGGGAAGAAAGAUGGAUUGAAGACGACCAAGGUGAAGAGAUCGUCAGAAACUGAAGACAAAACCAAGUCGAUACGAGCUUCGUUGGGGAAUAAUGCGAAGGUGGAAGACCUGGAGAUUAGGAGAAUAAGCUUGGAUACAAUGCGAAGGGGAUGGGACCAUAUCCCAGGAUCGAAGAAUGCGAACGGCGUACGUUCCUCCAGUUUCUCAGAUACUGCUUCUGUUCUUUCUGAUAAGAAGGCUUCUUCCAGGAGCGAUUCUGCUCCGAAGCAUCGAUGUUUGAACAACUCACCACCAUCAAAUAAAAGCAAUGGCUUAUCUCCGAAAAUACCGAAGAGGCCAUUAAAAAGAGACAUUAAGCCCAAGGAGGGAAAUAGUCCAUGCCAUCUUGUUAAGGUUCCUGUUAGUUCUAAAAAAAUUUCAGAUCAAAGCCUUUCGUGGGAGUCACUGCCAUCUAGUAUUCAUGCUCUCGGGAAGGAUGCUUUGCGUUAUAGCAAUGCUGCAUUUGUUGCUGCAGUAGAUGCAUUACAAGAAGCUUCGGCAGCAGAGUCUGUCAUCCGAUGCAUGAGCAUGUUUUCGGAACUGUGUGACUCAGACCUGCAAGAUUCUCCAGGACUCUUAGUGGAUCAAUUUCUAAACCUCCAUCAGAACUUGCGGCAAGCAUCAUCUGUUGUAAAUGGCUUACUGGCAACGAGAUCUCCAGAAGGAAAAACCAGUUCUAGUAGUGUACAAAGUGCAUCACCAGAAGCCUGCACAAACUUUACUGGUAAAGCUGUGGAUUCUACAUCAUGGGUCCAAGCUGCUUUAGAUACCAAUCUUUCCAAAUUUUCUUUGUUUGUCAAGCAAGAUAAGAAAGACAUUCUACACAAUGGAAAAUGUUAUCAUGUUGUCUUAGAAAAUUCUACCUCAACUAAAGACGUCAAUCGUAGCAGCCCUUCACCUCAGAACAAACAAAGCCCCAAAAAUCAGGGGAGCUUGUGUGAAUUGAGCACCAAGAAGAUGCCUUCUCCUAGAAGGGGGGUUGUGGUACCUGCAUCAAAGAAGACAAACACUGAGAAGAGGAAAUGGUUACAAGGAAGUGGCUUGAAAGAUACAGCAUCUCUAGCCAAGCAGCUGCUCUUGUUUUCUCGUGGAUGGUUCUUGAAAUACUUGGAGGAUUCAUUGAGCAACGGAUUUGGAUUAAAACAGGGGGAAGAAGAUGAUGAGAUCAUAGGUCUUCUUGGGCAACUUAAAAGAAUAAAUCAGUGGUUGGAAGAUGCGGUCAGUGAUGAUAUUGAGGUUAAUGAGAGAAUAGAGAGAUUGAGAAAGAAACUAUAUGGAUUUCUACUAGAGCAUGUUGAUGCAAGCGUGCUUACUAGUAGAUAGGGAUUAUGCUGGUAGGACUGUAGGAGGUCACUUUU